Messenger RNA from Pieris macdunnoughi, 2883 nucleotides. Lineage: Eukaryota; Metazoa; Arthropoda; Insecta; Lepidoptera; Pieridae. The record is from the annotation of a GenBank genome assembly.
AUGUCUCAUUUUUUUAAAUUAAUUUGUUUAUUUGGGCUUGGACUACUGGCGAUUGACACGGAAACUGUUACCAAGCUUCCCGUUCAUAGCAAGCAGAUGGGGCUGGGCAGUGGGUACCGUACGGACCGACCCGCACAGUCCUCGCGUCACAUAAUAAAAGUUGCCUCGGCGUUCUAUCCGGCCACCAGAAAUAAACAUGGCGCCGUUCAAAAUAAAGGAGACGUAGGGAAGCGGACAUCCCUCCAAGAUGUAAAUAGAUUUCCUGAGGAUAUGAAAAUGUCGAGUUAUAGAUCGCGAGUGUGGAGUGUGCCGUUAUUUCUCUUGUUGCGGACUAUGUUUGUGAUCAGUGGGGUUGGGGGAUUGCAGGAGCAGAAAUUCGCGAUGGAACCUCAAGAUCAGACUGCUGUCAUAGGAUCAAGAGUAACUCUACCAUGUAGAGUUGAGAACAAAGCAGGUCAACUUCAAUGGACAAAAGAUGACUUUGGGUUAGGUCUUCAUAGGGAUUUGAGUGGCUACGACCGGUAUAAGAUGAUCGGGAGUGAUGAGGAAGGUGACUAUUCACUGGACAUCCGCGACGUAACAUUAGACGAUGAUGCAAAAUAUCAGUGCCAAGUCAGUUCUGGGGCAAAAGGUGAGCCAGCAAUUAGGUCGCGUUACGCCCGCCUUACCGUAAUAGUGCCGCCGGAACCGCCCAAAAUUCUUCAAGGCAAUUUCCACUCUACGACCGAAGACAAGCUGAUCAUAUUGGAGUGCAUAUCCGUGGGCGGGAAACCACCAGCUGAGAUAACUUGGGUGGACAGCAAUGCCGGCGUUUUGACGCAGGGUGUCACUUACACCGUAGAACCGUUGCCUGAUGGACAGAGAUUUACUGCCAGGUCGGUGAUAAAAAUGCCACCGAAAGAGGAGCACCAUAACCAAUCGUUUACAUGUCAGGCGCAGAACACGGCUGACAGAGCAUACAGAGCAGCAAAUAUUCUGAUUGAGGUGAAAUAUGCGCCGAAAGUGAAAGUUCGCAUAAAAUCAGGGAAAAGGAUAAUUGAGGGAAAAGAUGUUAUACUUUCGUGCAUAGCGGACGCGAACCCAAGUAAUUUGACAUUCAGAUGGAUUUUAAACGAUUCCAUAAUUGGAAACAGUUCCGAGCUGAUAAUACCGAAUAUCACCAGAAGUUACAAUGGCGCAAGAAUAAGGUGUAAAGUGGUCAAUGAAGUUGGAAGAAGUGAAGAAACAAUAAUUCUUGAAAUUUCCUACGCUCCAACGUUUCGUAACCGCCCAAUGGAUGUGGAAGCGGAGUUGGGUAAGCAAGUGACGCUCAGUUGCGAUGUGGAUGGGUUCCCGGAGCCAGAGUUUAAGUGGCUACAUUUGGAGGAAGACACUAAUAUCAAUGUGGGUAAAACAGCCAACCUCACACUAACAGCCGACACGCACACAUCAGGGCGUUAUAUGUGUAUAGCCUCAGUGGAGGGGUACAAGGAGAUAGAGGCAGAAGCCUCCAUAUUUAUAAAAGGUCCACCGAAGAUAAUAUCAAAUCACACGCAAUUCGGGUCGCAAGGUGACACAGUGAAUAUUGAGUGCGCCGCGUUCGCAGUUCCGAAAAUCGAUAAUAUCGUGUGGACAUUCGAGGGAAAGGAGAUAGAUGGUGUACAUGAUCAGGACUAUGCCUUUCAAGAGGAUAUCCAAGUUGGCGGUAUUGUAAAUUCGACACUUAUCAUCCGAGAGAGUCAGUCCAAGCACUUUGGAGUCUACAGAUGUAAUGUGUCCAAUGACUACGGGAGUGAUAUGAUUGACAUAGUAUUGCGGCCUACAAAAUCAUUUCCCCUUCUACUAAUCCUAUUUGGCAUAACAUCUGGGACCAUCAUGGUGGCAGCAGUCAUAAUGCUGGUGAUAUUGUGUCAACGGAAACAGCGGAAAAACAAGCAAGCACAGGUGACGGAAAAGCCAGAUGUGACAGUUACUGCCGAAGAAUUGUAUAAGGAGAAUGAUAGGAAUUCUAAUAUUAGUGACUUGAAGUUGGAGUUGCGACAAGCAAAUGGAAACUGUGAAAUUGACUAUUCAAAUACGGGAUCCGACAGUACACUUUGCUCUAAUGCGAAGCUUGGUAGUGGCAUACCUUUGGCUGGUACUGUACCAUUAUCAGUGAACCAGGCCAAUACAUUCCCAUAUAGAUAUAGCAAUGACUACAGUGACCCUGCCUAUUCAGAUUAUAAGGUGAAUGGUUAUUCCACGUACGUCCAUUACGGUCAUGAUUACACGCCCGGUUCUUUGAGGGUGCAGUCACCCACGAUGGCCGCUGAUAAGCUCACACCGAAUAGAUCAAUAAACGGUAGCCUACCGAGAAGUAUAGACACGCCGUCAGUGCAAUUCAGUGGAAAUGGCUCUCAGAACAAUUCCUUACAACGUUCGGCCAAACGCCAAGACAGUUCCAAUGCUCUGAAUAAUUUAGGAGUGCCCAGUACUGAAGUGAAUCGUAUUCCCAAUGGAGGUAUAAUCCAUGGCGUGGACGUCCGAUAUGCAGCGACAUACGGAAACCCGCACCUUCGAAGUGGUCUCGGGUUUACAGUCAAUACAGCAAAGCCAGCUUCCACACCAGCUCCACCGCCUUACUCAUCUGUUAGAACCUCAGUUAUACUACCGUCAGGUACCUCAUCCCACUCCAUCACGUCUCCUACAAGUCUCGCGUCCCCGCAAUGCGCAACGAGUCCUAUUACUAACUCCACUAUGUCCACUGACAGUGCGCAACCACCCCUGGGCGUGGCCACAUCUUCAACCACACCUCAAUCGCCCAGUUCCCACUACAUAUUAGCACCGUCAAAUAGGACAUUGAGUAAUUCUACCGUUACUAAAAAAGGUUGCACAAUUCAAACUGCCCUUGCAACACACGUAUAA